Danio rerio (zebrafish) is the source of this 2168-nucleotide messenger RNA. The record is from RefSeq and is a predicted model, not a curated record. NCBI's taxonomy places the organism in Eukaryota, Metazoa, Chordata, Actinopteri, Cypriniformes, Danionidae.
GAAGACUGAGUUACGUUCAGGAUAACAUUACGAGUAUCGAAUUUACAUUUUAACUGGUGCCCUAAAACUAAUUUGUGUACAUUUAUUUUAUUAAUGUGCAGGGAAAAUCCCCUACAUCACAAUUGAGUGUGAAGCAGCUUACAAUUAUUAUGACUGAGGAAUUAUACCAGUGCCUAUUACAGCUUUGGUGUUUUGCUAACUGAAUGAGCUAAUAUUACUGGUGUUGCUCAGGAGACUUGACCCACGAGAGCAGACGUGCCGGAUCAAGCGACACACAGCUUUCAAACAAGCCCAAGAAAUCACAAGAGAGUCAAUAAAGGAUCCCCGUCCGUUCCUCCACAAUACCAUACCACUCUCCCCAAGGACAAUUAACUUCACAUAAACCACUGUGCACAGCCAUUAUUACACGCACAGCCACAUUUACACAGAAAACACACACAGAGAAAGCCAUUACUCAUGAAUCUCCAGAUCUGAAACCUUGUCCUGUGUUUGUUCUGAGAAAGGGAAAAACUCCUGACAUAAUGAUCUACAGCACUAGGUAUUCUGAGAGGAUGGACUGCAAGGUUUGGGCCUAAUUUUAACAAGUGUCCCUGAAGACCGGCCUCUAUAAAAGCUUUGGGGGGGAAAAAAAAAACGGUGAAAGUACAAAUACAAGGAGGUUAGGAGAAAGGUCUUAAGCAGAUGCAACUGUUCUGAGAAACCGAACAGCUGAAGAAGAUUGCAAGUUUCCGAGGGCUAUGAAAGCACACGGAUAUCCUUGAGCAUCAAUAACCAGUCGUCACCACUCAAGUGGGAAUGAAUCGCUGGCAGAGGUCGGUGGUGGAAAUCCAAACCAGAAAGCGGCAUGUGAAUGAAUGCGAGCGGGCACAGGUCGCCCUGAGCAAAGUCACAGCCUGUUUCCAGCAAAUGUCCACCUCCUUGGGGAGCAACGUGGACGGGAGCUUCCUUAGAGAGGAGAUGGAGGAAACCAGGACAGUAGCUCAUAAAAUAUGCUCAGGGCUUCACCGGAGGCUGCUAUCACUGCUGAUGGAAAUAGACCAAGGACAAGAGGACAAAGAACAGGUCGAGCGACUCUGGGUCAUCUUCUUGUCCAGCUUGGAAAACUUCCAACAAGACCUAAAGAAGGUCAAAGUCUUGCAAGAGAUAUUCCCGCUUACCCAGCGCAAGGAUCGACAGGCCCUGGUCAACACAGGUUUAGCAGGUGGAACUUCAGAAGUAGCAGCUCGGGCAGCCAUGGUACAAACACCCUGGCUCUCGGUAGAGGUGACCGUAAGCCCUGACCUGAAAACUCACAUAGAGGAGAUUGAUGUCCUGCUUGAAGAAAUGCUCCAGAGAGUAAACGUGCCACUGUGGUCAGUUGAACCCACUCAAGAAGCUUGGGUUGAAGGCAGCUCUACUCCAGGUGUUGGGCAAGAAGAGGAUGAAAGCUUAGAGGAGAUGAUGGAAGUGGAGGUGGUGUCUCAAAAUAAAACAUCAGGCUGUUGCCAUCAUCACAACUGCAAAAUAGGCUGUCUGCUGUGUCUGCUCAGCUAGCGUCAACUUAUUAUUUUUGACAUACGAGCAGGCAUUGGAAUCUUUUUGGCUUAAGACUUCCAGUCUCAUUCGCUUGCAUUGAUAUUUUGAUGUUUAAAACAGCUUGUUAUGCUGCUUGAUGGUGCAAACUAAUGUUUUCGUAUUAUAUUAUUCUACUUUUUAGUAUUAGUCAUGAACACACUUGAUUGUAGAGCAUUUCAUUGUUUUCUGCCAUUUAUUAUGUCUAGUCAUUUCUCUCAUAGGGGACUGAAUCGGAAGUUCUAAAACGAUUGAAAAAAACGUGCACACUUCCGCAUUGCAGAUUAAAAGUCAAUGGUCAGUGUAUCUUUGGGUCACUGGAUUUUCAUUUUAAUAACAUAUUAGAAAAACGAAAAAGGUCAGUGUAUAUUUUGGUCAUUGGAUUUUCAUUUUAGAAAUUGAUAUUGAAAAACAAAAAACGAGCCGUUUUUUUGGAUUUUUGUUUUAGAAUAAAAAAAUUUUUUAAAUUCAAUUCGUUUUUUGAUUUUGUAAACGAAAUUCAAAAAGCGGCUCAUUUUUCUUGUUCAUGGUUAAAAACAGAAAACCAAAAUUCAUAAAUGACUUGAUUUUCAUUUUUUAUUUUGAAUAACCAAAAAUAAAAAUCACCAGAAAACAAA